Acanthoscelides obtectus is the source of this 747-nucleotide messenger RNA. The record is from the annotation of a GenBank genome assembly. Lineage: Eukaryota; Metazoa; Arthropoda; Insecta; Coleoptera; Chrysomelidae.
AUGUUCCCUCGCCAGAGUCCGUGUGGCGUUCCCCCUUUCCCCUGUAUCCCCCUAUAGCCCCACGGUACCCAAUGGGUGUUUAGGCCUUCGUGGUAGUUGGAGUAUAUAAAAAAAAACGGUACCCCAUGGGUGUUUAGGCCUUAGGACUUCGUGGUGAUUGCAGUAUAAAAAGAAAACACCAUUUUGUAGUAGGUAGAGUUAUUGACUUUAUAUUCUAGGGUUACAAAGAAAUCGUCAGGAGCUUCAAAAUGAUGUGCCACAAGACCCCCGUUUUCAUAUAAUUUUUUUCCAAGACGGCGCCAAGCGGCCAUCUUGAUAUUUUCAUCUGUCAAUUUUACUCUAAAAUAUGUUAUCCACGCAUCAUCGCAUCGCAUCAUUAACUCAAUUUUUAUUUUUUUGAAUUGAUCCGUACAAAAAAUGAAAGGGGAGGGGACAUUAAAGAAAAGCACGUCAUGAAAGUCGAAGCCUCUUUCAUUCAUCAUUGAGAAGUAAUUCCAUGUGGCCUUAUCGUGCACUAACCUUUUUUUUCGCUAUAGUCUGGUGGUGGUUCAUAAUCUGGCGGAUCAUCAGGCGCUACUCAAGUCAAAUAUCCGUAAUGACAGUAUCCGAGGUGGCUAUUGCAACAUACGGUACGGAUCCAGAAACAAAUGCGUAUUACUCUCGUUUGCCAAUAUUUAAUUGGCACUUUCUGGACUGCAAAAUUAAUAUGUGCUAAAAAAAAUUCACCCAAAAAGGUGUCAUUGAAAC